CACUCAAAUUUAAAUGGGAAUGAACCUUUAUAAACUCGUCAAAUGAUUAUCCAUUGUUUGAUUUAAAUGAACGACGGAUAGCCAUCUCUCACCACAAUAUUGUGUAUGUUAAAUUAACAAAUGCAAAAUGAUAAAAAAUUAAAACAGUGAUCGGUAGACAAAUAACGCUUAAACAAGAAAUAUGUGUUCAACAGUUUAAAAUGGGAUAAAAUGUAGAUUUAACAUAAAAGAUAUGGGACAGCAAGCAGCAAAACAACCUAUAAGGGUUGUUCUUCCAGCUGAUGAAACAGAUGGUCUCAAUGCUGACGCUGAAGAUGACGAGGAAGAACAUAAUAUUGAUAAGCUCGGCGUGUCUGCAGAGGAGAGUGACUAUCCGGAACCUAGGCCGCCAUUACAAGAACUUCCGGUAAAAAACGAUAUUCAUCUGCCCGGUAAUGUGUCUGGAAAAACAGAACAAAGCAACACCUUAGAUAAAAUCGAGGAGGAAGGUACAAUGUUUAGUACGAAGAGUUUCCCGGAAGAAGAUUAUCAGGUCGAGCUUGUCCCUGUAGGAGCAAGCUUUCAAAAGAGUAUACAAAGACAUGUUGAAGUUAACUCUGAUUUCGAUAGCGUUGAUGAAAGUGGUAAAAAGACUUACCCUGUUGUGAAAACUAUCACUAGAAGUUUGUCUUUACGUGAUUCCCUAAUUGGCUCUGGUCUUAUGACUAGUUCAGGAUUUCAACCAAACAUGUCCAAACGAGAGGCGAUGCUUGCUGAGAGAGAAAGGCACGAAUAUCUUAAUUUAAUUGCAUCAAAAGCAAGCGAAGCUGACACACACAGAGGACAAUUCAGGCGGUUUCACUUGGACUAUCAUGCAAGAAGUACACACACCGUGACCACAGAUAAGUUCCGAAGUGUGGAGGAUCGGGUAGCCGAUGAGAUAGCAGAUAAGCACAGAGACCAUAGAGCAGAGACAUAUGAAUCAUUAGUGAAUGAUUUGACAGCAGAUAUAAAUUCGGAGCGAUUAAAAGUGAAGAUUAUUUUAGCAUGGAUGAGUAAGCAAAGUAUUGGCAGACUUCAAUUUGGUCGAAAACCACCAUCACCAGACACACCAAACGGCUACAUGAUGCUAAUACAGGAAGGACAAGGGACAUUUCCGGUAUUCUUCGCUCUUUUGUGCAGAGCAACAAAUUUGAAAUGUGCUAUUAUCAGUGGGAUAUCUAAAGGGACACAUUACGAAGUCGGAAGUAAAGAUACCGAACUGCUGAGGAAUACCUGGAAUGCUGUGUAUGUUGAGGGGUCAUGGCAACUGGUACAUCCUCUUUGGGUAUGCAAAGGUAUUGCCAAAAGACAACUUAGUGGAUGGAUGAAGAUAGAAGAGGAGGGAAAAGCGAAACGGAAACUCAGUGUUACAACACUAGGACGAGAUAUGCCAUCUUACAAUCCUUAUUACAUAUUUACUAAACCAGAGGAAUUUGUUUACCGAAACUUUCCUGAUGAAGAACGUUGGCAGUUAUUACAGAAUCCAUUAACUCUAGAUAAAUUCUUAGAACAAGCAUACAUACGUCCUAUAUUUUUCAUGAACAACUUUAAACUAAAAAGCGAAGAUAAAUGUACGAUUGCAUCUGAAAACGGAGAGCCUUGUGAGAUAAAAAUAGAUUUUCCAAAGCAAAAAUCUUCAGAUGCAGUUUUUGGAUAUGAUCUGAGCAAGAAAAUUGAUAAUAAAACAAAUGAAAGAAACAGUAUAAACGAAGAUAAGGAUAAUAGUAAAGAAACUGACCAGAAAACUGAUAAGGAUAUCAGUGAAGAAAAUGACCAGAAAACUGAUAAGGAUAUCAGUGAAGAAAAUGACCAGAAAACUGAUAAGGAUAUCAGUGAAGAAAAUGACCAGAAAACUGAUAAGGAUAUCAGUGAAGAAAAUGACCAGAAAACUGAUAAGGAUAUCAGUGAAGAAAAUGACCAGAAAACUAGUGAGGAACAAACAGAUGCCAAACGUUAUGUUAUGGUUAGGAAGUCGGAAGGUUCUGUAACAUUUGAAGUCCGAUUUUUCAGUGCUGGUACCUACAAACUGCGUUUAUAUGGUGGAUAUUUUAAGGAAUUUGGGAACAAACCACCGUGGAUUGUAGAUGUUCUUUUUACAUGUAAUAAUGUAAAGCCCGAACUGCAUCCGCUUCCUUUUGAUCCAGGUCCAGUUGGUUGGGGCCCAGGACCGACUACAGAAAGUUUUGGUUUGUAUGUUCCAUCUCAUGUUGAAAGUGACAUACUCGUUACCGAAGAGGAAGACACUAUUGUAUAUUUUAUAUUACAUCAUAAAGUUAAAGCGAAAGCAUCACUACAUCACUGUAAAAUUGACUCUGACCAACUACAAAAGUUUAUUGAAAUAGAUACGGUUCCAGUUGGAGAUAUUAUAACGCUACAAAUACGACUCAUGCAUCCCGGUGAAGGUGAAUAUGGGCUACAAAUACACGUUAGAAGUCACAGGAUGGAUGUCAAUAUAUGCAAUUACAUUGUACAAACAACGUCAAAGCGACCAUUUGAGACAUUUUACCCUCGAAGAGCAAGACGUAUGAUACUCGAUGCCAUGGAAACUUGCGAUAUUGACUUCUUCAAAGCUGCUCUUGAUGAGUGUCAACGUACUGGCAUACCAGACACGGACCCAGACGUUAAGGGUGCAAGAAACAGAUUUGAGUUUCUUAGUUGUAAAACAGAAUUGUACGUUGCUCUCCUUGUGAACAGAAUUGAUGUAUCUGAGCAUGCUUUGUACCGCACUAGGAAGGCUAACUUAGAUAUACUGUUGGCUAAAGAAAUUAUGAAAGCUGAGGAGCACUUACAAAAGCUGCUUAAGCUGGAUGAAGGUGGGUGGACCUGUGACAUCCCCGAAAUAGAUCGACAAUCACUUGUAGAGCUAAGUGAACUGCGAAAACCAAAGCUUGAAGUUCGACUCGUUAUUACAGCAAUGUACAUGCUGCUAGGCAUCGAAGAGGAAAACCUCAAAGAUUGGAGAAAAGUUAAAAAGUUUCUUAGAAAUCAACAGAGCACUCUCGUCGAGAUUGCGCGACUGGAGAAGUAUCUGAUGCUGAACACAACAAGUGACGUCACUGUGUCUGGAAAUGUAAUUGAUCGUGUGCUUGAAAUACUGGCCAACUACACAGUGGAUAACAUACGGCGUGUAGAUAACACUGCUGCUGCGUAUUUUCAAUGGGUAACUUCUGUUACUGAAAAACUAAAAGAUAACCAGUCAAAACAGAAGAAACUAGAAACGGUAAAAAAUAGUGCUGUAAAAUCAGCUGUAAAGAGUCAAAAGGGCUCAAAUGUGGUUAGCACCAAGGAGAGUGUGAUUCCAAAAAUGACGGACAAAUCAUCUGUAAAAUCGAGCACAGUAGGAAAAACUAACGCGACAGUUAUGUCUAAUAAGCAAAGCGCAAUUACGCGAACAUCAGAAAAUGCUACCAGAUUAUCUCAUCGUAAAGACGAUAGCUCAUCAGAACACAAAUUGUCUUCCAACAAAAGCAUCAUAUCUGAUACCAAAUUAGAAAAUACAGUAAAGAAUAAGAGUUAUGUUUCUGUAAAGUCAAAACAGGGAAGUACUGAAAAUCAUGACAAUAUCUCUCAAACGUUAACAGGAGAUGCUGGUAUCUUAAAAGUGCGCAGUUUAACAAAAGAAUUGAAGUCAAACAAUGCAAAAUCUAUAGAAUCUCCCAUGUCAGGAGAUGAAUUAAAACGUGACAGUGAAAUCUCAUCAAAAGCCAGUCUUGGUAAAAAGUCACAGGCGUCAAAUCGUCCAGAACUGUUGUCCAAAAGGUCAGGAACAUUUGUUCAGGAAUCAGUAAAGAGUGCAGAUCGCAAGACAAUAUCUAGGAAAGAGAGCAAUGUCACAACAAAGUCGGUUAUGAGCAAUACUGCAACAAUUAAUGGUAAAGGUAAAAGUGUGAUAAACGGUUCAUUAAAGGAUGACAUAUCGGGCAAAACGUUCUUCUCUGAUGGUAAAGGAUCAAAGCGGAAUUUAUCGACUGGUCAUUUGUCAAGGCCAGGCUCGAAACGACAAAAUUAAGCUUAUAUUAUCGCAAACAAUCAUUUGGAGUUGAAAAUACAAAAUAAAUCAAGUACAUACACACAUGAAUAUAUACAUUAAUUUUCCUUGUGCAGUAUAUUAGUAACAAAAAUAAGCAUUUGUUAACAUGGCUUUAUUUAUUGUCGCAAAAAGUUAUAAAGUUCAUUAUAUAUCAUAUCCAGUAUAUUGAUAUAGCUGAAGAUUAUUGCUUUUUGUUCUUAAAUCUCAGUUUCCAUUUUCUGUGAAAAUAAAUGAAAACUUUUGACGAGACCAUUUUUAUAUAUGUAUAUGUUCCUUGCAUAUGUUCACUUAACUAUUUGAAAUGUCUUAAUUUAUAAGGAAAGAGACACCAUAUGAUUUUAUUCGUUACGGUUGUGAAAAUUAUGCGACUAUAAACAUUAUUUUCCUGCUGUAUAUUCAUAGAUUUUGAUGUUAAUUUACAAACUUGAACUUUAAUCGGUUGAAAAAAAAAUCAUAGAAAGUGUUUGUUUUACACAAGGGGUCAAAAAUGACAUAAUUUGCGCAGUUUGUACAUAUUGCAUUUUAACUUAUUUAUUUGAACGCAUUUAAUUUAAUAAAA
Molecule: messenger RNA, 4610 nt
Organism: Ruditapes philippinarum (Manila clam)
Lineage: Eukaryota; Metazoa; Mollusca; Bivalvia; Venerida; Veneridae
Exons: 11
Coding region: 233-4030 (1265 amino acids)
Source: RefSeq, a predicted model, not a curated record